Molecule: messenger RNA, 1814 nt
Organism: Rhopilema esculentum
Lineage: Eukaryota; Metazoa; Cnidaria; Scyphozoa; Rhizostomeae; Rhizostomatidae
Product: T-cell activation inhibitor, mitochondrial
Cellular component (GO): mitochondrion
Source: RefSeq, a predicted model, not a curated record
GAGGCUAUGUCAGUAUGGUUUCAAAACAGAGCAAAACAGUUAACGGUUGAUGGAUGUAACAAAUAUGAAGGAAAAAUCAAACUUGUGUGAAAGAUUUAGCCGAUGAACAAUCUCUCUAUAAGAUGCUUCAAAGAUUUUUUAUAAAACUGCAAAGAAGGAAGUUAUUAGUUGCAAGCACUAUUGUGGCUGUUAGAAGCUUUACAUCACAAAUAGAUGACUAUGGUGCUGCUCUUAAGCAGUUUUACUUUGCAGUUCAUCCUGAUUUUUUUGAGCAGCAUCCUGCUGAAAAGGAAGUCAAUCAGAAUUCUUUGAAAGUUCUAAAUCAUUUUCUGAGAGAGGUCAAUUUAAAGCAAGAUGUGAAGCCAGUUACAGUGAAAUUUUUCUUGAGAGAAAAGAAGUUAGCAGAAAGCAGUCAAGAUAGCAUUCAUGGUCAGUUUACUCAAGUUCAUAUACGCUUAAGAUCCAGACAUUUUCCAACUUUAGUUCAUGAUAUCCUCUCUAAAUGUCAUUUACCAAUUCAUAAAGAUUUGGAAAGUCUUGUCAAGAAACAGGAGGAACGGCGAACAAAGCAAAAACCUAAUAAAAUAAGAUGGAGUAGUACGUUGAUGGAUUGGAUGGACGAAGAGAUGGUGUUUUCGGAUCCAGUAAAGCCUGUCGAGACUCUUCGCUCUUGGCUCGUCAAAAAUACUGGUACAGCCAGAAUACGGCUGAAUGAAAUGAGUCCCAUUGUAGAUGAAAACCGUCGCAUCAGCAAACGAAUGAUACGACGUCAUAAAUUAAAAGGUUUCGUAGAUGGAGAAAUGGGAUACAGCCAAACAACGUUGAAUGGGGCUUUGAAACAGAUGGAGUAUCUUUUUAAAAGAAGGACCAUCAAUUCGAAGGGUUUGUUUGGAAGAACUCUUAAACUAGGCGUUUUUAAUGGUUUGGAUCACCUUGGACGAUUUAUUAUUGAUAUAACUGAUGUACCAAGCGCGUGGUUGCAGGGCCUCAGUUCCAUAAACGAUUUUGAUGGUCUCGUUCCUGUGCUUGACCUCACUGAGAUGCAGAUUUCAGAGCAGUUGCAAGGCCUCCAGAUAUCACGCAGCCGGACCCACGAUCCAGUGCCUAUCAAACUUUAUUACAAGCAAGCCUCGAAGUUGCUGUGUAGCCUUCGUGAAAGUCGAGAUUUUGAUACCAUGGUAACGCCACUAAUGAACAGAUACCGAGCAAGAGUUACGAGUGCAACGGAGGACCUAAGCAUAGACCCAGAUGGCGUCAUUGUUGUUCCUUGCCUAACCACUUCUGAUGCUAUAUCGUCGUUUUUGAGAUUAAACCACCGUCAGAUACUAGAAGCACGAAAAACACAUGCCAGGUCGUUGCAGGCCGAGCUUAAUACAGUUCAAUCGUGCAAAGAAGUUUUGAAUCUUUCGUCAAUGCGAAAAGACCGCAUCAUAUCAUCAGAGCAAAUGAUAAAAUCCUGUGAGAGACUGAAGCGAGAAGGCGAUCUAGGACUUGAUAGUUUGAAGCUCAUUAUAAGUAACUAUUAUGGAAUUUCCGGGGACGGUGAAAUUCGAAUACCCUGGCAGUGGAAAAGAUAGCUCAUCGCAAAUUUUAAUCUUAAUGUUCCGUAAUUCGUUUUCUCUUUCGUCCUCUGGACAUUGAUUGUAGAAAAUGUUGCAAUUUGAAUUCAUAAUUUCUUUCCUUCGUAUAUUUUCAGACUAUUUCUUAGUUCAAUCGGAAUUUUAUCACAUAUAUUUUUAAAAAGAAGCAAAUCGGUUUUCUAAUGAUGCACUUAGAAGUGUGGCUUUUAAGCCGAACAACAACAGGUUGAAUUA